GUACUGAUCAGCGGCGUAAAUUAUCCCGCUAAAUUACAGAAUGUUCCAAUGCAACAAUCUGGAAACUACAUGCCAAUUGUCACAACUUCUCCACCAAUGAAUCCUCCACCAUCUGAGCAGGAAAAAUGGAAUGAUGAAUAUAAUCGAAUUUGGUCGAAAAUGGGUCAGUCCUGGAAUGAUGUAAGCUUAUUUGCUCAGUUAAAAGAACUUUUGAUUGGCCUUUUUAAUAUAAAUGAAUAUAUUGUUCUUUUUACUUUUUUUUUACAGCUUAAAGAAAAUUUGGCUAAAUCAGGACUUGAUCGAGAUUGGAAAAGUAUGUUUGCUAAGUUAACAAAUACUGUUGAACCAUAUAUGUAUGCAUUCUCCGAACAACUUGGUGAAGCACUGAAUACAGCUGUUCGACAACAACAAAAUGGAGUUCUUCAAAAAGUGCUAAUUGUUGAAUUUUUAUUAAAAUUUAUUAAAAAUAAUCUAAUAAACUAUAUUUUGUGUGGUAAAAAAAAAGAUUGA
This is a messenger RNA of Enterobius vermicularis (human pinworm), 510 nucleotides long. The record is from the annotation of a GenBank genome assembly. Lineage: Eukaryota; Metazoa; Nematoda; Chromadorea; Rhabditida; Oxyuridae.